AACGGCACCGGCGCGGCACCUCUGUUUCUUUGGGCAUCUAGAUUCUAGACCCGUGCCCUCUCUUUUCUUUCCCAGUUCCCAGUCACCGGGAACACUCGAAGCAGAUAGACGGAGAUAUGGGAGUGAAGAAUUUGUGGGAUAUUCUCGAACCUUGCAAGAAAACGUUGCCUCUUCACCAUCUCCAAAACAAGAGGGUCUGCAUAGAUCUCUCUUGUUGGAUGGUUCAACUUCAAAAUGUUUACAAAUCUCAUUGUCCUACCAAGGACAAGCUCUAUCUCAAGGGUCUUUUCCACCGUCUCAGGGCUCUCAUCGCUUUGAAUUGCAAUAUUAUUUUUGUCGCAGAUGGAUCAAUUCCUGCCAUCAAAUUAUCAACAUACAGGCAGCGCUUAAACUCAGGAUGUGAGGUUUUUCAAGAUGAAACAAACUCACUGAAGGUGACAUCGCUUCGGAGGAAUAUGGGGUCUGUUUUCUCUUGCAUGAUCAAGGAGGCAAAAUUCCUUGGAUUAGCCCUUGGGAUCCCUUGCUUAGAUGGGGUUGAAGAAGCUGAAGCACAGUGUGCAUUACUGAACUCAGAAUCGUUAUGUGAUGGAUGUUUCUCUUCUGAUUCAGAUAUCUUCCUUUUUGGUGCAAGGGCAGUUUAUAGAGACAUUUGCCUGGGCGAAGGAGGUCAUAUUGUUUGUUAUGAAAUGGCUGACAUAGAGAGGAAACUUGGAUUUGGAAGGAACUCCUUGAUUUCUCUGGCACUUCUUCUUGGUGGUGAUUACUCUCAAGGUGUUCAUGGUCUGGGUCCAGAGUCAGCAUGCCACAUUGUUAAGUCAGUUGGAGAUAAUGAUAUUCUUCAAAAACUUGCAUCAGAGGGAGUGUCCUUCGCGAGGAGGACAAAAAAUUCAAAGAAACAGGAUCUACUUGCUUACAAUCAGGACAUAAAUGGAAGCAAUGGUUAUUUGCAAAGCAGGAAUCAGUUUUUGCAAGUCAUUGAGGCAUAUAUGAAACCCAAGUGCCACUCAGCAGAUUCUGAUGUUGUCCAUAAAGUUCUUGCACAACAUCCAUUUCAGAGACUGGAACUUCAGCAAAUAUGUGGAAAAUUCCUCGAGUGGCCUCCUGAGAAAACAGAUGAAUACAUCCUUCCUAAGAUUGCUGAAAGGGAUUUACGGCGAUUUGCCAAUUUGCGUGCUACUUCAUCUGGAUUAGGUGUUAAACUUUCACUGAAGGAGAUACCAGUCAAGUGCCCUGUGUCAGCAAUUAUUAAGCGCAGAAAAGUUCAAGGGAAAGAUUGUUUUGAGGUCUCAUGGGAAGAGAUAGAUGGACUUAAAACCUCUAUAGUUCCAGCAGAUCUUGUGGAGAGUGCUUGUCCUGAAAAGAUCGUGGAGUUCGAACAGAGAAGAGCACUAGGGAAGAAGCAAAAACAGCGUAAAUCAGGACCAAAGAAAUCAGAGAGCAAAACUUCUAUGGCUGCAAUUGAUAAGAAACUCCAAGAUCUGUUGCUUGACAUCGAAUUAGGAAGCAAUCCUAUUCCCAUCCCAUCAAGAGCAGAUGUUGCAGACAACAUAACCCCAGCAGCUGUUGUCAAUUUCAAAAACCAAGAUCCAUUGGUUGGUUUGGAUAUGGAAGAAGAAGAAGACAGUAUGGAUCGCAGAGUGACAAUGUCUUGCCAACCAUCUUGUCCUAGCGUUCAAAAAGAUGAAGUUAUUGAUCUUUUGAGCCCUUCUCCAGUGCAUUCCCGCUAUGCAUCCAGUUUUCCUGAAGUUAAUGAUCAGAAAAUUAAUGUAAUUGAUUUGAGUGACUCAAAAAUGGACAUUUCACUUGAACAUGAGAGGAAAGCAAGGGAGCUUAGAUCGUUUCUAGCCAAAAUUCACGAUGAACUCCAUUAGGUGGCUAUCAUGAGGAACUUUUAUGUAUGUUCUAAUAGUAUAAUAUUUAUGCCAAACAAUGUAGUGUGGAAAUUACUUGGUUAAACCCAAUAAUAGCAGCAUAUGAUA
Rubroshorea leprosula is the source of this 1979-nucleotide messenger RNA. NCBI's taxonomy places the organism in Eukaryota, Viridiplantae, Streptophyta, Magnoliopsida, Malvales, Dipterocarpaceae. The record is from the annotation of a GenBank genome assembly.